Molecule: messenger RNA, 1391 nt
Organism: Spea bombifrons (plains spadefoot toad)
Lineage: Eukaryota; Metazoa; Chordata; Amphibia; Anura; Pelobatidae
Gene: DEDD2
Product: death effector domain containing 2
Exons: 5
Coding region: 202-1281 (359 amino acids)
Biological process (GO): extrinsic apoptotic signaling pathway via death domain receptors; apoptotic process; regulation of apoptotic process
Cellular component (GO): nucleolus
Molecular function (GO): DNA binding; protein binding
Source: RefSeq, a predicted model, not a curated record
GUCUGUGGAAGGUACCAGAAACAGAGAAAACGCUGCGGCAACGGGAGCGAAAACAUAUCCUGCUGAUAACACGGAUAUCGCCAGAGAGUCGUUCGUUGAAACUAUCAGUGUCCUGUUUGGUGCCAGUUGUGCUUCUGCCUAAGUCUCUGCCCAACGGUCCGACGUCUUCCUCGCUUGAAUCUUUGAGUAUUUACAUCAAGCAUGGCUGGAAUGAAGAGGCCUGUUCUCAGCCAGCCCUGGGAGGAGGAUGAGUGCCUGGAAUAUUACGGCAUGCUUUCCCUGCAUCGUAUGUUCGAUGUCAUCGGCUCCCAGCUUACCGACAGUGACAUCGAGGCUCUGUCUUUCUUACUGCAUGAAUCCUACCCGUACGCCCACCCUCUAGACCCCCAAUCCUGGGCUGUGGAAGACGAGAGCGGUACCGUACCGGAUAGCUCCUUGGUGGCUGCCUGGCAGAGGUGGCAUCGCAGGGCUGGUCCCCUUGAUGAAAACAGCAACUUGGAGUCUUCUGAGCUCCUUCGGCCAAAGAACGGCACGGAGCUGCUCCUGGAGCUGGAGAGACGAGGCAAGUGUGACGAGAGCAACUUCACGCACCUUCUGCAGCUCUUACGAGUCCUGACUCGCCAUGACCUAAUGCCAUAUGUCACUAUGAAAAGACCCCGUACAGUGUCUCCGGAGAGGUAUACGUAUGGGCCAUCUGUGCUAGACUCUGACAAACAGAUGGAUGGGUGUUUGAACCAAACAACUUCAGAGAGCAGAGAAGAUAACUGGGAAACAGGUUCUAAUUCCACCAAAAGGAAGCGAGGAGCAACCGGAAGAAGGGGCCGCUGCCCCAAACCUAAGAAGAAUAAGGUUGACAGCAGUGCUUCUCCCCCUCCUGCCCAGACCACCCAGAACAAAGUUACAUGCGGGAUUCGGCUGCGGGUGCGAGCGGAGUACUGCCAACACGACUCCAUUCUGAACCAGAACGUCUUGUCCAUAAAACAGAACCCGCUGGAGCGACGCUUUGAUCUUUUCAGCCAGUCCAACACCGUCCUGAAGUCUCGGGAUCUUGGGUCAAUCAUCUGUGACAUCAAGUUCUCGGAGCUGUCCUACUUGGAUGCCUUCUGGACGGACUACAUGAACGGAUCCCUUCUGGAGGCCCUUAAGGGAGUGUUCAUAACGGACUCUCUGAAGCAGGCCGUGGGUCAGGAGAGGAUCCAACUUCUUGUCAACGUCGACGAAGACGAUUAUGAAGAAGGCCGCAGGCUGCUGCUGGAAAGCGUUCCUCAGUCGUCUGAUUGAUAUGCAGCGACCUGACUCUCCUUGGACUCUGCCGUUCGUUGCAGAGACUUUACUGUGCCUGCUGGUCAUCGGGAUUUACAGAUUCUUUAUAUUAAACUGUUUCCACAGGG